Molecule: messenger RNA, 495 nt
Organism: Cylicostephanus goldi
Lineage: Eukaryota; Metazoa; Nematoda; Chromadorea; Rhabditida; Strongylidae
Source: the annotation of a GenBank genome assembly
AUGGGUUGUGUAAGUCGCGUUCUAAGGAAAUGCACUAUCAGAAAACGAACCGGUGUCUAUGGAGGAUAUCUUCUUGCCUGUUAUGAUCCCGACUCGGAAGAAUUUCAAAGUAUAUGCAAGAUCGGUACUGGAUUCAGUGAUGAAGAUUUGAAAACGCAAUAUCAACUGUUGCAGCCAUAUAAAGUCGAGAUGGCUCGCACCUAUUAUGCUUACGAUGAAUCGUUGAAGCCGGACGUGUGGUUUGACCCUAACAUUGUGUUCGAGGUUAAAUGUGCUGAUCUAUCCAUAUCUCCGCGUCAUAUGGCUGCAAAAGGACUUGUAGAUAGUGAGAAAGGAAUAUCCCUUCGUUUUCCUCGUUUCCUUAGGAUCAGGGAAGACAAAAAGGGAGAAGAAGCCACGACAUCGUCACAAGUAGCGUCACUCUAUAAGAAUCAGGACCAAAUCCGAAAUCAGGCAGUCAAAGCAGAAGAGGAAGAGGAUGACGUUGAGUAUUAA